AUGUUCUGGGGCGGCAUUUCCAUCGAUAGCAAGACCGAGCUUGUGUGCGUUUCCCGAACUGGUGGCGCUCGAGGACAAGGAUCGCUAACUUCUGAUCGAUACAUUACAGAGAUCUUAGAAGAGCAUGUGGUACCAUAUGCGGGUUUUGUUGGAGAUGGGUUUAUACUAAUGCACGACAAUGCUCGUUCCCACACCGCAUUAAUUGUAAAAAAUUAUACGGAAGAGGUUGGGAUCCCUGUUAUGAACUGGCCAGCGAGAAGUCCAGACCUAAACCCAAUUGAGCACCUCUGGGACGAAUUUAAACGAAGAGUGCGGUCACAUGAUCCUGCCCCAACAACCCUCCAAGAUCUUCAAUAUGCUGUUGUUGCGGAAUGGGUGAACAUUCCUCAAGAACGCAUCGUACGACUCAUAACUUCUAUGAAAGAUCGUAUGGAAGCAGUAAUUAAGGCAAGAGGAAGUAGCACUAGAUUUUAA
This is a messenger RNA of Cinara cedri, 474 nucleotides long. NCBI's taxonomy places the organism in Eukaryota, Metazoa, Arthropoda, Insecta, Hemiptera, Aphididae. The record is from the annotation of a GenBank genome assembly.